UUGUUUCAGAUAAUCUUUGAACAGAUGGUGAGUAGUAUAAUGGAAGAUGAGGAUAGAGAAGUAGAGAAGACUGAGGAUAAACAAAUUCAAACAUUAGAAAUACAAUCUAUACAGUAUGAGGGAUACAAGUGUGAGCUACAGAUGCCAGAUAUUAUGAGAUUAAUUCAAGCAGAUCUUUCAGAACCUUACAGUAUUUAUACAUACCGAUACUUUAUACACAACUGGCCAAACCUCUGCUAUAUUGCUAGGCAUGGUUCUAAAUACGUUGGAGCCAUUGUAUGUAAACUUGAUUAUCACAAGGGUGCUGUGACGAAACGUGGUUAUAUAGCAAUGUUAGCAGUCGACGAGAAUUAUAGAAAGCGAAAAAUUGGCGCAACUCUAGUAAAAAAAGCAAUUGAGGCUAUGAUUCUGGAUAUGGCCGACGAGGUUGUGCUUGAGACCGAGGUUACAAACAAGGCCGCCCUCCAGCUCUACGAACGCCUCGGGUUUGUCAGGGAUAAGAGAUUGUUCCGAUAUUAUCUCAACGGCGUGGAUGCUCUCAGAUUAAAACUCUGGUUGAAAUAAACAAUGAAUUAUUUCGUAUUAAAAUGUCUCAAAUAUUCAAAUAAGAUUUGUGAAAUCGAACCGGUGUGGCGUUAUUUCUGGAUAAACAUUAAGUAAUGGUAGUAGACUCUACGUAGCAAAUUUUCCCCGGCAUCCGCGCAUUUUUUUGCAGUUUACGACAAUUAUAUUCAUUAGAAAUUAUUUUUAUACACUUAAAUAUAAAAUUUAUACUUUAUAAUGCGAGUACAGAAGUAAUUAACUAUACAUUAAACUCUCAUUAGUUGCAAGUAUCAAAAUCGAAACAAUUAACUUAAGUAAACUAAGUUGUAAUAUCGAUCCAUAAUGUUAAAACAAUUGAUUUUUACUGUCUGUCGCUCAGCAAAACUUGAUUGAUUCUCAAAUAUGAGAAAUACUUUCACUUAAUUUACUGUUUACAUUCACAGAAUUGUGCGCGAAUGCCGCGGAAAAUUUGCUGCGUAGAGACUACUACCAUUAUUUAACGUUUACCCAGAAAUAACGCCACACCUGUGAACCAUGGAACUCUGCCAUGAUUUUGAUCCUAAGCAACUCUCCCGAGGUUCUGUUUAUCCUCCAGUAUUUAUUUAUUUGUUAUAGAAGUGUAUCAUCAUUCUUUUCCUUUGUUGAAAAAAAAUUAUUGUUAAAAUUGCGUUUCAGA
Messenger RNA from Eurytemora carolleeae, 1219 nucleotides. Its product is annotated as N-alpha-acetyltransferase 30-like. Gene Ontology annotation, molecular function: protein-N-terminal amino-acid acetyltransferase activity. Gene Ontology annotation, biological process: N-terminal peptidyl-methionine acetylation. The transcript has 6 exons. The coding region runs from base 25 to 564 and encodes 179 amino acids. The record is from RefSeq and is a predicted model, not a curated record. Lineage: Eukaryota; Metazoa; Arthropoda; Copepoda; Calanoida; Temoridae. Gene Ontology annotation, cellular component: NatC complex.